CCCUCACUUCUUACAAGUCAAGGGUGCCAAAAUUCAAUUAAAAUCUUUUGCAUAUAAGAUUACAACCAAACAUCCAGAGCAAAUUCCAGAAGGAUAUCAAAAUCCAAACGUUUGCCAAGUGUGUCAAGGAGAAAUAUCUCCACAAUUAUCAGAACCGAUAAUAAUUUUAGUAUGCAAACAUAUAUUCCACAGAAGAUGUGUUGAAGAAGAUUGUCCAGCAUGCAAAUAUCCAGAAGAAUCAGAUCAUCAUGAUCACAACAAUGAUGAAGAUGGUUAUGAAGACAUCAAAGCAAAUUCCUCAAGAAAAAAUUUAGAUUCUUCUACCGACACGCAUGGUUUUUCUGCCAGUUCAGAUGGAUCUUCUACUCAAGAUCACAGUGAUCAUGAACAUAAUGACAAUGAUGACAAUAAUAGACAUAUUGACAUGCUUGGUGUUUCUGCUGGUUCAGGAUCUUCUACACAAGAUCACAUUAUUUCUUUAAAAUCUAUGUAG
This is a messenger RNA of Entrophospora candida, 493 nucleotides long. Lineage: Eukaryota; Fungi; Glomeromycota; Glomeromycetes; Entrophosporales; Entrophosporaceae. The record is from the annotation of a GenBank genome assembly.